GGAAUAUGAUUACACAAAACUUGCAUCUGUAUGUAUAUGUCACCUAAUAUUUUAAACUAUUGGGAUUAUCUUCGGUGACUCAGAAACGAAACACAUGCUUUCGACAAAAACGUGAUUUUAAAUUGUAGUAGAACUUCUGAUUUUAUGGCUUGACAGUGAAGUAUCCAUGACUCAAUGGCUGCAGAUACUCUUGGCGCCGAGUGACUACCGGAUUUUUUUCUUCUAAAUUCUCUUCUAAAUACUCGUACUAAUAAUAGAAAAAUCGAAGUUUAUUUCCAGCUAAAAUUUCCACAAGUGUGAUUUCACGUGGCCUUUUAACGUUAGCCCCUAGACAAAGCUGAUUAACGCUAAUUGUCAGACUGCUAACUAGCAUAGUUACUUGUUGUUAGCCUGCUAUCAGGACUGUUUAUAAAACGUUCAUUCGGCACAAUUAUUCUAUUAUUCUGUUUAUUUGCUAUAUUCUGUUUAUCAGCUUUAUUUAGCUAGCAUUUCACAACUAUGAUGAGAAGGAAUGAAAAUCUGUCAAGCAGACCAACAGCAGGCUGCGUCUCCUUGCCGCUCUUCAAUCAGAAAAAAAGAAAUCGAAUUCCCUUGACGUCGACUCCGUCUGAGAAUAGAUUCUUUUCUCACACCGAGUUCAUGCCGAGUAGCAGCUCAGCAGCCCAGGGUGCUUCAGGUGCCUACAGGGCCUCGGGUUCCUCUUCUGAUGCUUAUCCAAGUCACCAGUGGAACAAACGGGACCAACCACCAUCUACGCAGCCACAACAACAUGGCAGUUAUAGACCUGCCCCAACUAUGAGAUCCUACACACCUAUAGCGCAUCCAUACAAAUUUGGACGAAGCAGCAACCCAGCGAGACAGGAUGAUUCUGGAUCUGCUGUCACGUCCAGGCAGAGACAAUGUCAAACUUCCACCAACAGCGAGCGGAGACCUCAUUUGGGGUUCUCUCAGACGAGCCAGCAGUCCGCUCACUCUCAGGUCAGACCUCUGCCUCCUCCUGUCCAGCCACCCAGCGGGUUUGCUGCUCAAACAAAACAACCAUCAAACAAAUGGAAUUUUACAAACAGUUUUGGACCACAGAAUUCCACUUUAGUGGGAAAAAAGAGCUCAAACAACCCCCAGACUCACACUCCAAAGGGUGAAAAUAAACCGAAAAAACCACCUUUUGACAACUCACUCCGAAUCUUGACUGUAGUAAUAGACGGCAUGAGACACUGGAGUCGGUAUAAAGACAAAGUGCCGUACUUUUUCGAGAUAUUUGCCACUCUCGACUCUGCCGUCACCCUCGGUCGCCACGGAUCCAAGAACUUCCUCUUGAGAGACGGCAAGGAGGUUGUGCAGUGUAUCUUCUAUGAAAAUGAGCAAGAACUACCUCGUCUCAUCCGGGGUCAAGUUCACCGCUGUGUGGGUAACUAUGAUCGCCACCGAGAUGUCCUGGUAUGUGUGUCGGUCAGGUCCGCCCAGCCCACGGAGGUCAGGAACAGUCAAGAGGCCGUCAAAGCCUGCGAUGCUCACAUGAGGAAACUGGUCAGAUUGCUUUGUGAAGUGUGACCAGUUCAAAUGUUAUGCCAAGUAAGACAUAUCGGUGUCGUUGUAGGGUUGUAAUUCCUAUACGGUAAUAUAUACACAACAUUUAGUGUUCAUGAAAGGUUCAAAUUGGUUUGCAGUGUUGUGGGGAUAAAAAAAAAAACACAGUUGGAACUCGUGUUGGUUUUUGAGUUAAUUAAAAAAAAAAAAGGAAAGUGUCCCUCUUUAGAAUUAUUUUUUAUUACAAAGAAAAUCACAGACCAUCAAACAAUGUUAAGAGAUGAAUUCCGAUAAAGCAACCACAAUGAGGUAAUCUCUCAAAAUACAACUUUCAAAAACAGGCAGUUAAGACUGACAUGAUAUAUAAAGUACAGUCAUUUUAUGUACAGUCAAACAUCACAAUGGGGGGGAUAAAAAGCAAAGUAUCUACCAAAAACACCAGUGCUGAGACUUUACACACAGUGGUUCAAACAAGAAAGGGGAAAAAGACCAGUGCGAUAACACCAAUCUGUCCCAGUAUGAGGUCCAAACUGGUAUCUUUCACAACCUUUUUUUUUCAAAAUAUGGCAGCCUUACAUGACAGUCAUUUGUUGAUGUCAGGGUAGGGCAUAGUUAAACCGCAAUGGUUGAAUGGAGAAUUGGACGUUCCAGUCCAAAAUGCUUCUUCGGUAUUUAUGUCUGUGGUACAAUAGAGUUGUAGUUGCAGCUCAUUAGUGGGCACUCAUCUUUGGGGGAGCGACGACUGAGAAUCUACACACAUGUUGGAAGUUUAAGGAAAGUGUCCAUCAUCAUCACAAUCCCUGUGUGAGACAAGAACACGUCUUUCACUUUGCGAUCUAGAGCAGCGGUCGCUAAGUUUUUAUAAUAAGACCUUUUGGUCAGGUUGGCAUUGCAGAUGUUCUCAAUUGCCUUACCUGGAUAAAUAAAGGUUGAAUACAAUGAAAUAAACAAAUAUCGCUGUUUGACGUGUCCGGUAGCACACUCGCUAGCGUAAAUUGAGUAAAUUGAGGUUGUGCACUAGAACGUGAACACAUGCAAACAACUACGACGCAUUCAAGGACCAUCAAACAAUGUGAGAUUUUUGCGCCUGAACGUUUCCCGCCGCCGGUGCUUGGGGACCCGUGUCGUACAUAGCUGCCUCGUGCUGGCAGCUUUCCUAAUAAUAACGAGGGAACUUGGAUUCACCUACUUUACCCGUGAAACCCUCUAAAAAACAUCCAUAAGCUUCUAACAACAUUUUAGAUACAUACUACUUACAGUACUUUUGGUCAGCAUUACCGGAUUGAUUUCACGGAGCACAUAGCUCCUAACUAACGCUACUUCUGUCACCACCACGAGCAUAGAGAACACGUUCUGUGUUUACGAUCCGUCAUGGCAGACUCUACGAGAGCCAACGAUGACUACUUUGGGACAUAUGGGGACAGCCUUAUCUUUCUGAUCCUGAGUAGCCUGGACAGGCAAAAAGAGAGGGUGAAACGUUGGCGCAGACGUGGGCCGAGAGAGUCGGGCUCGGCAUGACUUGUUGGCGUUUCUGCAGCACCGAGUGGCACACGGUGUUAGCCUUGGUUGGGGAAGGCUUGGCGUAUCUGGCGAGGAGGACACUGCUCCAAAGGAUUGCGUCGCAAUGAAGAAUCGUUAGCGUGAACUAAACCUGCGGUGGUAGAAACAUGUUUCCCCCAACGUACCCAGAAUCAAGUGGAAAAGACGCUUAAGUCACCAUGAUAUUGAUUCUGGUCCACGGAGCACAUAGCUACAGUACAUACUGGUAACAAUAUCACUGUAUACUGGAUUAAUAUACAGAUCACAGCAUGGAGCAUCGGUUUUUGGAUGUUUUUCGAGGGUGUUAUAAGCGAAAUAGGUGAAUCCCAAUGACAUUGCAUUCAUAGUGAAAACACAAAGAAAAGGGAAAGACGUGUUGUGGUCUCACAGAGAUUGUGGAUGAUGUGUAAAAUUCCCCCUAAAAGUGCUGCGUUUAACACGAAUAAAUGUUAGACGAGUUAGAUGAGUUGGCAGUGUGCAAGGACAGUGAAGUAGCAUCGCGUCAUACGGAUGAUGACAUAUUUGCUCAACAAUAAGAAAUGUUUUUUUCAUUUGUAAAACUUCUUUCUACUUGCGACUGGCGUCCCGAUGCUUAGAUGGAAUGUUUCGUGACAUAACGAAUGGGAAAAAUACAGCAUUUGUUUUGCUUCUUGUGGUUCCAAGGAUUAUAAAACGUUCCUAUGAAGUGUUUUUUGUUCAAAGAUUGUUUUCCCAUGUCGAUGAAAUCAUACUGCAUCAUAAAUGGAAAGCAAAAAACAAACAAACAAAAAAAAAAAACUUCACAGAACAGGACUCCCUUUUUUUCAGCAGAAAUGCCAAAAUGUCUGAGAUGGCAACCUGAUAUUUGUACUUAACUUUGUCUUUGUUAUAUUGAAAGGCACAAGUUGGUCACGUCACGUUAAAAUCUAGAGCAGUUCUACCAUUUACAAAGUUCUCAUGCAAUUUGACAAAAUCCCUUCAUCAUCUCCCUGCCUUUUGCAGUCCUGUUUGUCCUGAAGUAUUAUUUCUGUAGACAAGAGGGAACGACUUACAUUGAACAAGCGAUAUACGUACACAAAUAAUUCAAAGGGGAAAGGAUGACAUUUUGGACAACAUCACUUCAUGUUUUUACUGAUGUCCUUGAAGGAGACACAUCAAAAUCCAACAAAAAGUAGCGUCUUUGAAAGCCUCUUUUUGAGUUCACCAUUUUUAGAAGUCAGUUCGUUCAUAUUUACAGUUGAAGCGCUUUGCUGAAUAAUUGAUUGCGUCAGUGAAAAAACUGGAAGCGGCUUCUUUGUGCACACAAUUUUCCAGUCUCGGAAUAGUUCAACAGAAGAAGGGAAUACAAAACACACACACACAAAAAUGCUGCAAUAAAUCAUCACAUCAAAAGUCCUUCCAUUUUUCCACAGCAUAGCCAGGAAGAUGGGUCAUUUAUUAGUUUAUUAGACGAAGCACAAGGGACCUAUUUUCACUCCAAACAUGUACUGUAGGAUGACGAUGACCACAGGCUUCCCAGACAGCAUCACCGUUGGAAAAUCCCGGUUGCUUUUCCAUGAAAUCCAGCUCAGAGAAAGUGUAACGGCGGUCAAAAUCCAAACUAUAAGAGCGUGGGCAAAGGGGUGGGAGACAGCUGCUCCUUUGGUGCAUAUUUGGCAAAAAAGGGCAAAAAGACGGUGAGCAUCACCCCGACAAUGGCCAACAUGUACCCCCAGCCCAUUUGGCACUCGCCAGCAUUGUAGAUGUCAGAGUCUCCGCAGAAUGAUCUGACCAGGGAAGAGUUGAGCCCGAAUGGGUAGACCAGCAGUCCCGCAGCCAUGAUGAAAACUGCAAAGGAGACACAGGAAUGCUUUUAAAAAACGCACAUUAUAAUGUAGUGUGAGGAUGCUUAUACAACAUGGAGAGCAAACGUCAACUAUAUGUAAUGACCGCCACAGCCACAUAGGGGCAGUAGAGGUUUUAUAAUAAAUUCUGCUCAUCCAACAGCAGUUUGAGUCCAUUCGCUUGCAAUGGUUUAUGAUAGUGCUACAUUAUUUAGAAUUAAAUUGGAGAAUAUACAUGGUCCCCCUCACUUCAGGGGCUUGUAGAAGAAAAAAAACUCCAAACUAUACAUCCUUUUCCCCGUGCCCUCUACAGGCAGCCGGAGAGCAUUUGACUCCCAACAAAUUGACUCAUGUUUCAUGGCCCAAAGCACCCGGCGGUUAUCGACUGAGCUGCAAGCUAUCAUUGCAGCUCUUCGUCAUCCUGAGUGCUGGCUGGCGUUCCGGUCAAUGUCAGGUGUCUCGAUGCUUAACGCAACGUAGAGACGGGGAGUGCUUCUUUCGUGUAUCUGACCUGAUUUUAAGGUUGUGGAACCUGAAGGGAACGUAGCAGAACACAAUGCACGUGACAGCCUGACAAUGAAAGUGGCUUCUCCUGUGGCCUUCUUGGCAAUCCGUAGCAGGAGAAAAGCACAAUAAUGGAAUAAUGGGCACAGAGAAAGAGGCUGAAUGGGUAAUCUCGUCAGAGUGGUUUCUCUCAUAUCUCAGUGCUGACCUUCCAAGCUCAGAAUGAAGUAGAACGGAGGUGGAGCUUCGUGGUACUUUUGGAUCAUUUUCAUAGAACUUUGUUUUGGAGAAAUGUCAGUGCCGUCCUUCCAUAGAGAGGAAAUGUCAGCAUUCUUUGGUACUUUAUUGAAAUACCCGAACAGCAGUGCCGGCGAGAGCUAGAGUCAGCAACAAGUCAAAGGCAAUAAUGAAGGAAUGAAUGAAAUUAAAUGAAUGAAUGAAUCUGACCGCCAAGGUGGAGGGUUUACAUAUCCAAGCAAUACCCUCCAAAGGGGUCUUGUAGGAAAACAAUGUGAAUUCUACUCUUCUUUUUCUUGUUAUCUUCUUAACUAGCAAAAAAAUUAGUUGUAAUUUCUGGAAAAUUAAAUUGGGGAGGCAGUUUUAACAUCAUGGGAAUAAAGCCAAAAUAUUGUGGGCAUACAGUCAUAAUAUUAUAAAAACAAUUACAAAGAUUAAAUUGAAAUAUUUGGGAAAAAACACAGCAAAAUGUGGAAAAGACCGAAGAGUGAUGUUGAUACUAAUAAUAGAAAUUUAUUGAAAUGUAUAUAACUUCUGGUGGCAUGGCGGUCGAGUGGUACUCCGGUUUCCUCCCCCAUUCCAAAAACAUGCCAGGUUAAUUGGCGACUCCAAAUUGUCCAUAGGUAUGAAUGUGAGUGUGAAUGGUUGUUUGUCUAUAUGUGCCCUGUGAUUGGCUGGCAACCAGUGUACCCCACCUCUUGCCCAAAGUCAGCUGGGAUAGGCCCCAGCUUGAUGGACGGAUGUUUUUCAGACCCGCUAAGCUAACAUAAUUGUUUUUUUUUCCUAUUCAUUCCUAGCAAGGCUGCACGGCGGUCGAGUGGUUAGAUCGCAGACCUCACAGCUAAGAGACCCGAGUUCAAUUCCACCCUCGGCCAUCUCUGUGUGGAGUUUGCAUGUUCUCCCCGUGCAUGCGUGGGUUUUCUCCGGGUACUCCGGUUUCCUCCCACAUUCCAAAAACAUGCUAGGUUAAUUAGCGACUCCCCAAAUUGUCCAUAGGUAUGAAUGUGAGUGGGAAUGGUUUAUAUUUGUUUAUAUGUGCCCUGUGAUUGGCUGGCCACCAGUCCAUGGUGUACCCCGCCUCUCACCCCAAGACAGCUGGGAUAGGCUCCAGCACCCCCCGCAACCCUCGAAAAUGAAAAUGAAUGAAUGAAUAUAUAACU
This is a messenger RNA of Doryrhamphus excisus (bluestripe pipefish), 6769 nucleotides long. Lineage: Eukaryota; Metazoa; Chordata; Actinopteri; Syngnathiformes; Syngnathidae. The record is from RefSeq and is a predicted model, not a curated record.